Molecule: messenger RNA, 1269 nt
Organism: Gossypium arboreum
Lineage: Eukaryota; Viridiplantae; Streptophyta; Magnoliopsida; Malvales; Malvaceae
Exons: 2
Coding region: 1-1269 (422 amino acids)
Source: RefSeq, a predicted model, not a curated record
AUGUGUAAGCACUCCGAAGGUCUGAAUGAAGAAAUCAAACUGUUAAUUGGGAUUCUUGAAAUAAGGGAGUUGGCUACGUUAGCCGAUCAAGCCAAGAAAGCGGAGGAACUUAAUAAUGAAAAAAAACAAGCAAAUACAGAAGCUAGAGCUUCGAGUAAGAGGUCUAGCGGCAAAAUGCACUCCUUUCUUACGAACAAAUCGAAGAGUCAACAAGAACACUCCACUGUAUCGGUGGGAUAUUCAAGCAAAACAAGAAGCUCUAAACGACAUAACCCAAGGGCUUCCUCCCCUAAGGUAACUAGUUUGGGGAGUGUAGAUGAUAAAAAGCCUAGAUAUGUGGUUCCCUUGACCACUUCCUUAAAGACUACCCGAAACGAGCCGAUAUCUAAUGUUCCUAAUCCUCGAGGUAGACCACCACGACAUCCUGGAAGUGCAAGUGGUAGUCGAACUGCUGUCAAGGAUACGACUGUAAAAUUAGAGGCUCAUGCCCCGGCAAGGGCUUAUGCGAUACGUACCAGAGAGGAAGCUUCAACUUCCAAUGUCAUUAUGGGUACAUUUUCUCUUCAUAAUACUUAUGUCAUUGCCUUAAUUGAUCCGGGAUUGACCUAUUCCUACGUAUGUAUGAAAUUAGUGUCUAGCAUGAACAUGUUUACGGAAUCAACGGAAUUUGUAAUUAAGGUGUCGAACCCUCUAGGCAACUCAGUAUUAGUAGACAAAGUUUGUAAGAAUUAUCCUUUGACGAUUCAAGGACAUUAUUUUUCGGCAAAUCUUAUGCUUUUGCUAUUUGACGAAUUUGAUGUAAUACUUGGUAUGGAUUGGUUGACCAUCCAUGAUGUGAUAGUAAACUGCAGUAGCAAGUACAUGGAAUUAAAAUGUUCAGAUGGUGACAUUCUCCGGGUUGAUUCAAAUGAGUUGAAUGCACCGCCAGCUGUGAUUACUUCAAUGAUGGCUCAAAGGUAUAUGAGGAAAGGAUAUGAAGCUUACCUUGAGUUCAUAUUGAAUACUAAAGAAUCUGAAUUGAAGAUUGAGUCGGUACUGAUAGUCCGUGAAUAUCCGAACAUGUUCCCAGAAGAGUUACCAGGGUUACCUCCUAUUAGAGAGGUGGAAUUCGGUAUUGAGCUAGUACUGGGAACGAUGCCCAUUUCUAUUGCUCCAUACAGAAUAACCCCUACUGAGUUGAAGGAGUUAAAAUCACAGUUGCAAGAAUUGACUGACAAAGGUUUUGCAAGACCGAGCUCUUCACCUUGGGUGCUCCCAUUUUAUUCAUGA